AUGGGCACGUUCGCGCGAGCGGCUCUUCUUGCGCAGGGGACCAGAGGCUUUUCUCCUCCCACAAGGGGCCAGGCCAUCCCCCAUGAGGAAAGCAUGAUUGCAACGCCCGAGACGUUGCGCCAAUCGGAUGAUCCCCCGGGCCGAGUCGGCGCUGCUCGACUCAGCGGCCGACAGGUUGCAGCCGGCCAUGCUUGGGUUGCGUGGAUGGUGAGCUCACUGAAUUGCCGAACUUCCAAAGCAUAUUAUGCCCUGGUCCCUGUCAAUGUUAACGCCAAGUGA
Gaeumannomyces tritici R3-111a-1 is the source of this 279-nucleotide messenger RNA. RefSeq lists its product as hypothetical. The transcript is spliced from 2 exons. The record is from RefSeq and is a predicted model, not a curated record. Lineage: Eukaryota; Fungi; Ascomycota; Sordariomycetes; Magnaporthales; Magnaporthaceae. Bases 1 to 279 code for a protein of 92 amino acids.